Molecule: messenger RNA, 327 nt
Organism: Ichthyophthirius multifiliis
Lineage: Eukaryota; Ciliophora; Oligohymenophorea; Hymenostomatida
Exons: 1
Source: RefSeq, a predicted model, not a curated record
AUGAAAAGUUAAAUUUUAAGUACUUAAACUAAAAAGCAUUAAAAAUUAAGAUAUGAAUAAAAUAAAAACAAUAGAACUAAAUUUUAUGAAUUUAAUUGCUUUGACGAUAAAGACCUUAACGUCCCAGUUUUUUUCUAAUAAAAAGUGCAGUAAAUUAGUGUUGAUGAUGAUUGUGAAACCGAUGAUGAAACAAGGGACCAUUAUGUAAAAAUGUGCUUUAUUGACCUUGUUUUAGGAAUCUAAGAAUAAUAUGAAGAAGAUAAAUAAAAAGAUGUUGAAGAAUAUUUAAAAUAUUUUCCAGAGGCUAGGGAUGUUUGUGAAUUUUGA